GCGGUGCGAUCGGCCGCGCAGCUGCAGGAGCCGGGGCGGCGGCGCUGCUGCUGGUGCAGGGGCGGCGGCAGGAUGGUGUUUGAGUCGCUGGUCGUGGACGUUCUGAACCGUUUCCUCGGCGACUACGUGGUGAACUUGGACAGCUCCCAGCUGAAGCUGGGCAUUUGGGGAGGAGCUGUAGCACUGAACAAUCUGGAAAUAAAAGAAAAUGCCUUGAGUCAGAUGGAUGUGCCAUUUAAAGUUAAAGUAGGACAUAUUGGUAAACUUAACCUACAGAUUCCAUGGCAAAACCUUUAUACUCAACCUGUUGAAGCAGUUCUUGAUGGAGUUUAUUUGCUUAUUGUGCCCACAGCCAGCAUAAAAUAUGAUGCUGAAAAAGAAGCCAGGCAGUUCUUGGAAGCAAGACAAAGGGAAUUGCAAAGGAUAGAGGAAGCAAAGCAGAAGAUAGCUAACCAAGAUAAAGUAAAAGAGGAGACACAAGACACUUUUGUAGAAAAACUAGUUACUCAGGUCAUCAAAAAUCUUCAGCUGAAAAUUUCCAACAUCCAUAUUCGCUAUGAAGAUGAUAUCACAAAUCGGAAUAACCCUUUGUCAUUUGGGAUUUCACUUCAGAAUCUAAGUUUGCAGACCUCAGAUAAGAAUUGGAAUCCAUGUUUACAUGAUGAAACUGCCAAGUUGUUCUACAAGCUUGUACGACUGGAUAACCUUUUCGCUUACUGGAAUGUGCAAUCAGAGAUGUUUUACCAUGGUGGUUUUGAUGAAUCAUUGGUUAACUUAAAACAGGGAGUUUCCAGCCACAGUGUGAUUCCAGAAGGUUAUGAUUUUGUAUUCCGCCCAAUUUCAGCUAGAGCCAAACUGCUUAUGAAUCCUCGAUCUGAUGUUGACUUUUCAUCACCAAAAAUGGAUUUAGAUGUAAACUUACAGAAUAUAACUGUUGAAUUCAACAAGCCACAGUACUUCAGUGUUAUGGAGCUUCUUGAGUCUAUUGAUAUGAUGACUCGAAAUCUGCCAUACAGAAAAUACAGACCUGAUGUUCCAUUGCACAACAACGCCAAGACAUGGUGGCAGUAUGUUAUUUAUGGCGUCCUUGAAGUAAAUGUUCAACCUAAGCUCCAAAUGUGGUCAUGGGAACAUAUUCGACACCACAGGAAGCAAGUGAAAAACUAUAAAGAGAUGUAUAAAACAAAGAUAACAUCAAGAAAACCUGAUGAAGAAAUCUUGAAAUUGUUGGAGGAAUUAGAAAAGGCCUUGGAUAUUUUUAACAUCACUCUAGCAAGGCAACAAGCAGAAGUUGAGGCAACUAAGGCUGGAUUAAAAAUCUACAGACCAGGAGUAAAACAAGCUGAUGAAAAUUCUGGUGGCUGGUUUAGUUGGAUAUGGAACUGGUCAGGUGAAAAAAAGGAUGAAAAAAAGCAAGAAAUCAAGGGUUCAAGUCUUGAAGAACUGAUGACACAGGAAGAAAAGGCUAAACUUUAUGCAGCAAUUGGAUAUAGUGAAACAGCUGUGGAUCCAACUCUUCCAAAAUCAUAUGAAGCCAUGAAGUUCUCUGUGAAGUUACUAAGCAUGUCUGUAUCCAUAAGAGAAAACAGGCAAACUCCUGAGCUGGUAGAAUUUGCAUUAACUGGCUUGAGUACAGUAUUUACCCAACGACCAGGUGCACAAGCAGUAAGAUUUGAAUCAAAAAUUACCUCACUUGAAGUUACAGGCAUGUCCCGAGAAAAGUGUACGCCCUGUCUCCUAUCUUCUCGAACGGCCUAUUCGGAUGAGAGUACCUCACUUUUAAGCAUAAUGUUUGAGACUAAUCCUCUGGAUGAGAAAGCGGAUCAGAAGCUUAGAAUAGAAUCACAGCCACUGGAAAUAGUGUAUGAUGCAAUGACAGUAAAUAACUUAGUGGAUUUCUUCAGGCCUCCAAAAGAUGUAAGCUUAGAGCAACUGACAUCAGCAACUCUGAUGAAACUUGAAGAGUUCCGUGAAAAAACAUCAACAGGUUUGAUGUAUAUUAUUGAAACCCAGAAAGUUCUUGACCUCAAAAUUAACCUCAUGGCUUCAUACAUCAUUGUUCCACAGAGAGGAUUCUAUGAUAAUACAUCAAAUUUACUACUUCUGGAUCUUGGUAGUGUUAAAAUGACAAGCAAAAAUCGUUCUGAUUUGUCAGAACUCAAAGUAGGACAAAGCACUAUUGAAGAUAUAAUGUCAAGAGCUUAUGACAGUUUUGACAUCCAACUCAGCAGUAUACACUUACUGUACAGCAAACAUGAUGAGAACUGGCAAGAAGCUCGGAAGCUAAAAAAUUCAUCUCAAUGUAUCUUGCAGCCCUUGGAUGUAAAUAUGGAAUUUAGCAGGGCUAUGGUUGUUACAGAUGCAAGAAUGCCCAAGUUCAAACUCUCUGGACAGAUGCCUUUACUUUCUAUCCAAGUAUCAGAUCAGAAGCUGACAAGUAUCUUGGAGCUAAUUGAUAGCAUUCCUAAACCAAAAAGUGUGCCUGCUACCAGUUCUCCUCCAAAACCAGCUGAGGCUGGAAUAUCCCCUGUGCUUUCAGCACCACAUUUAUCACAAGGCAUGUUUCCUGCUCUGGAUCUUCAUUCAUUUCCUGAGUCAGAAUCAGAAGAAGAAUUUUAUGAUGCACUAAGCAGUCCUAUGGAAGAAGUGACAUUUUUUGAAGCCCCGUCUGGUUCCCUCAAGCAAGCUGGCAGUAGUGCAAGGCAAAAAAGACUACGGAAACAAGAAUCUUUGAAAAAUAUGACAGAAUUCCAGCUCAGGUUUGAAGUUGCUGAGGUCUUAGUUAAAUUAUGCCGUUGUACUGAUAAUACUGAGAUACCUGUGCUACAGCUUGAUAUUUUGGGCUUGGGCACAGAACUUAAAUUAAGAACAUUCGACAUGACUGCAAAUGCUUUCCUUCGUGAAGUUUGUCUGCUGUGCCCAGAGUAUAUGGAUGAUAACGACAAGCCAGUUUACAUAAUUACUACAUUGGAUAAUGUAGAAGAUGAUCUUCUCACUCUAGAGUACAUAAAGACUGAUAUUAACGGACCAGAACUCAAAACUACCUAUCAGAAUGUUCUACAAAAAAUAAAGGUGAACUUUUCAUCUUUAGAUGUUCAUUUGCAUACUGAAGCUCUGCUGAAUGCUAUGAACUAUCUGAAUAAUCUUCUACCCAAACAAGAAACUAAAGUUGCAGGAGUCCCUGAAAAAAUAGAGGAGAAGAAGGAUGUUCUUAAGAAAUUAACAUCAAAAAAAUUGAAGUAUGAAGAUGUUAUUGACCUCAAUAUCUGUGCAGAUUUAUCGUGUUUGAGUAUCUUUAUUAGAGAGAAAAAACAUAGAAUAGCUGAAAUUCACAUUGAAGGUCUGGAUAGCCAAGUGAUCAUGAGGAAAACAGCAACCGAAGUGACUGCAAAAUUGAAGAACAUCGUUAUUUUGGAUUCUGAUGAGACAGCAUUGUAUAAAAAGGCUCUGUACAUCACAGAAAAAGAAGUCUUCAACUUCAGAAUGAUAUCAUAUGUGAAUGCUACAGAUGACAUUGCAUAUUCAAAUAUGGAUGUUGUUGACAAUCGUGUUUAUCUAACUGUUGGGUGUAUUCAAGUACUUUUUGUCAACAAGUUUGUUUCAUCUAUUUUGGCUUUUAUAAAUAACUUUCAAGCUGCGAAGGAAGCUCUUACUGAAGCAACUGUUCAAGCAGCAGAGAAAGCAGCUACAGGUGUAAAAGAACGUAGUUCCCGUUUGGCACUAGAUAUUAACAUUAAAGCGCCUGUUGUAAUAAUUCCACAAUCAGCAAUGUCUGAGAAUGUUCUGGUGGCUGAUCUUGGUCUAAUCACCGUGAAGAACCAAUUCUUUAUCGCUGAAACAAGAAUGUCUUAUAAUCUUCCACCUGUUAUUGACUCUAUGACGGUGAAAUUGAGUGAACUAAAGUUAUACAGAUCCUGCUAUGAGCAAGGUUCUUUGCAAACAGAAGUACAGUUGCUGCAGCCAAUCAAUCUGGAAGUAGCUGUUGAACGAAAUUUAGCUGCCGCGUGGUAUAAUGAAGUUCCUGAUAUUGAAAUAUCUGGCCGACUCAAGGCUAUGAAUCUAAUUCUCAGUCAGGAAGAUAUUACCACAAUACUGAGGACACUAAAUGAAAAUACAGGGGAAAGCUCUGGUGCAUCAACAUCUUUUCCAGAAGCAAAAGAAUCAACUAGAUAUUGUAGUGAUAUGCAUAGUACUUCACAGCACUCUGCAGGUGUAACUGUUGUGACAUCAGCUGUUGUGGAAUUGCAUUCACCUGUACAAAUAAAAACAACACUAAAACUGGACUUCAAAUUCGACUCUCUGACUUUAGUGUUGUAUAGUCCAAAUUCAAAACAGGCUACCAGUUUGGAUCAGAGAGAUGACCUUUUGAAGCUUGCAGAGCUUAAAUUAGUUUUGAUGUCAGCUGCUCUGAAAAUGUUAUCAGAUGGCUCAAUGAAUGCUUCAGUCAAACUGACAAAUUGUACAUUAGAUGAUAAAAGACAGUCAAUCCAGAAGGCUACACCAAGAAUGGUGGAAAUGAAACAUGGAUUUGAAAAGAAAGUUAUGGUGGAUAUAAGCUACAAACAGGGGAGAGAUGGCACUGUUCUUGAUGUGAUUGUUCAAGAGAUAUACCUUUGUGCAAGCAUGGAGUUUCUACUUACUGUAGCAGAUAUAUUUCUAAAGGCUAAUGCAGAAAGUGCUGCUGCACAGAGAAAUCUCAAACAGACAUUACCUUUAAAGGACCAAGCACCUGUGCAGCCUGUAUCUACCAUGGAGAUGAACAUUGUUAUUAAAAAUCCAGAGAUUGUGUUUGUGGCUGAUUUAACAAGAAGUGAUGCUCCUGCAUUGGUAGCUACAACACAGUGUGAGGUCUUCAUUAAAAGUAGCCCUGGAAGGUACAACAUGACAGCUGCUGUUAAAGACAUACAAAUGAAAGCAUGCCCAUUUAUUCCAGAAAAAAGGAAUGGGAACAUUACUACGGUAUUACAGCCUUGUGACUUCUUCUUUGAAAUGAAACAGUCAGGUACUAAUCCACAGACAGCUGAUCUAAUGAUUAAAUCUCUAACGUUAAAAGUUUCACCAAUAAUCAUAAACACAGUAAUUACUAUUACAUCAGCCCUUUAUCAAACUGCAGAAACAACAGAAGAAGAGAUUAGUCAAAUUCCUCCAGACUUGUGGAAUAAGAAAGAUAUAAAAAGUCUAAACAUGUGGUUUCUUGAAGAGACAAAUGAAAAUGAAGAUAAAAACACAACCACUGAACUAGUUCCCACAGGAGAGUCAUUGAAAAUUAAAAUAGAAUCUGUUUUUCUAACACUUGAAGCUGGAGUUGGGCACAGAACUGUACCAAUGCUUCUUGCCAAAUCCUCAUUUGUUGGAGAAGUCAAGAACUGGAGUACUCUAAUCAACCUACGUUCUUGUCUUGAGCUAGAGGUACACUAUUUUAAUGAGAUGUUUGGGGUGUGGGAACCUUUGCUUGAACCGUUAGAAGUUGAGAAGACUGAUUUAUUCAAGCCAUGGAUUCUUGAAAUCAAGAUGAAAAAGGCAAAAAAAGUGCUGCUUGAAUCAGAUGAUGAAGACGAAGAAAACUACAAAGUUCCAGAAUAUAAAACUGUAAUAAAUGUUUCCUCAAAAGACCAGCUCAACAUUACACUAUCCAAGUGUGGACUGCAAAUGUUGAGUAACUUGGGCACGGCAUUUGCUGAAGCAGCUAGUCAAACUUCAGACAUCUUCAAAAAAGACCGAGCACCGUUUGUAAUAAUAAAUUCUUUAGGACUUCCCAUAAUGGUCUUGCCUAGUGAUGCCUUUAGUGUCCUUGAUGUUGAAUUUGGAGCAAAAAUAUUUCAUUUAAAAGAUGGAGAGAAUUUAAAUAUGGAAUUUGUUAGAACUAAGAAUGAAAGUGACCAGUUCACAGCGAUGACAACACUCAGUAGCAAGAGAUUUUACAUUCAAAUCUGUCCACAUAAUCAUUCUACCGUGGAAAAGAUUCCAUUGACAAAAGUGGGUCGAUGUAUUUACAGAGUGAGACACGAGGAAUCAGGUGUUGAAAGGUCCAUUGUCUGCCAAAUUGACACUGUUGAAGGAAGCAAGAUGAUAACUAUACGUUCUCCUAUUCAGAUAAGGAAUCAUUUUUCAAUCCCCUUUAAUGUUUUUGAGGAAGGAAGAUACUUAGGGACUGCUUCACCAGGAAAUGAAUUCAACAUACCCUUUUCCUCUUACAGAUCCAUAUUGAGUUUGCAACCACUAACCAAUGAAAAUGCAGUGAAUGGAGAAUAUGAUAUGUGUGAAGGAAUUACAUUUGAUGACAUUAUAAAAAACGUUGACAGUUUGUUACAAAGGAAAUGCCAGUCUGUGGGGUCAACUAACCACUCUCUUAUCAUCAAUAUUGUUCCUGUAAAAGAUUCAUUGACAUCUUCAUGUGCGGAAGAUCAGUGGGAUUUUCCAUAUGUUGUUCAUUUAUGGCCUUCUGUUCUUCUCCACAAUCUUCUUCCUUAUCUAAUAACUUUUUCUGUAGAGGGUAAUGGGAACAAAUAUGACACUCUACAAGAAGGAAGUUCAGCACAGAUUCAUAAUGCAGUCUUGGAUCAAACAAAACUAGAUUUGCAGUUGCUUAACUAUCUUGAUCAAAAUUGGAAGAGUGAGUACCAUAUAAAAAGCGAUCUGCCUGAUAUCAGCUUCACGACAUUUUACUGCAUCACGGAGCUGGAUAAGACUGAACUGGAUAUUGCUGUUCAUGUGACCUACAGAACUGGGCAGAUGGUUAUAGCAAUUCACAGUCCAUACUGGAUGGUUAAUAAAACUGGUCGAAUGUUGCAAUACAAAGCUGAUGGUAUUCACCGCAAGCAUCCUCCAGAUUACAAAAAACCACUCCUUUUUUCUUUCCAGCCUAAGAACUUCCUCCAAAAUAACAAGGUGCAGCUUAGGGUAACGGACAGUGAACUGUCUGAUCAUUUUUCACUGGACACUGUUGGAAGUCAUGGUUCUGUGAAAUGCAAGAGUCAUAAAAAGGAAUAUCAAGUUGGUGUCACCAUAAACAACAGCAGUUUUAAUAUUACUAGAAUUGUAACUUUCACUCCAUUUUUUAUGAUCUCAAAUAGAAGUAAAUAUACUUUGGAAGUAGCUGAAGAAGGCAAGGAAAAGUGGAUUCCCCUUGUUUUACAACAGUGGUGUGAGAAACAAUGGGAAAGGGAACUUAGUGGCAUGUGCAUUCCUUUUUGGCCUGAAAAUGAUGCCAACAAACUGCUUGUUAGAGUUGAAAAUUCUGAUCUCCCCCCAAAGAAGAUAAAUUUUGAUCAGCAAGAAAACUGUCUCCUACUGCAUUUAGACAACAAGCUUGGAGGAAUUACAGUGGAUGUUAACCUGACUGAACAUUCUACAGUGAUUACCUUUUCUGAUUACCAUGAUGGCGCAGCUCCAUUUCUGUUGAUAAACCAUACUAACGACGAAAUUAUUGAGUAUGGACAAAGCUCCCUUAGUGAAUUGGAAGACUGCCUUCAGCCCAAUAAGGCAGUACUGUAUACUUGGGCAGACCCAGCAGGAUCUAGGAAAUUGACAUGGAAAUGUGGAAAUAGAACCGAGGAAAUUUCUCCAAAAGAGGACAAAAUGGAAAUACUCAGAGUGGAUUGCAGAAAAGCUGUCUAUUUAAUGUCAUUUUAUGAAGGUUUGCAGCGUAUUGUCCUGAUCACUGAAGAUGAGAAUGUGUUUAAAUUGACAUAUGAAAGUGUAAAAGCAGAACUAGCAGAACAAGAAAUUAUUCUGUCUUUGCAAGAUGUUGGAAUUUCACUGGUUGAUAAUUACUUAAAACAAGAGGUGUCCUACAUUGGAAUUACAAGUUCUGAUGUGGUUUGGGAGACAAAACCGAAGAAGAAGUCAAGGUGGAGACCAAUGAGUGUUAAGCAAAUUGAAAAAUUAGAACAAGAAUUCAAAGACUACAGUGAGCUGAGUCCUUCAGAAAAUAAGAUUAUUGAGUUGGAAUCAAAUGUUUUGGUAUGUUUAACUCCUAAUGGAAUGGACAUGAAAAUUCAACAACCAAAUGAAAUUCCUAUCAGAAGGAAUUAUCUGCCAGCUUUAAAAGUGGAAUACAGUUCGUCUGCACAUCAGAAGUCUUUCAGAAUUCAAAUUUACAGGAUACAGAUACAAAACCAGAUUCCUGGAGCCAUAUUUCCCUUUGUGUUCUAUCCUAUUAAACCUCCAAAGUCCAUCACCUUGGAUUCAGCACCAAAACCAUUUACUGACGUCAGUAUUGUCAUGAGAACUGCAGGACAUUCACAAAUAUCUCAUAUUAAGUAUUUUAAGGUCCUGAUUCAAGAGAUGGAUCUCAGAUUAGAUCUCGGCUUCCUGUAUGCACUUGUUGCGUUGUUUACACGGACUGAUUUGCCAAGUGACCCAGAGAUACAACAUUUCAAAAAGGAUGUUGAAUGUCUUCAAGAAGAACUGAUGAGUGUGUCAUCAAUGGAUACAUCACAAAUCAGCUUGUAUGAAUACUUUCAUAUCUCUCCAAUUAAGUUACACUUAAGCUUUUCACUCAGUACGGGUGGAGAAGAUAGUAAUAAAGAAGAAGGAAAGAAUGAACUGAUACCACUUCAGUCCUUGAAUCUCCUGCUGAAGAGUAUAGGGGCCACCCUCACAGAUGUACAAGAUAUUGUUUUUAAGUUGUCGUUCUUUGAACUCAGAUAUCACUUCUGUACUACACAACAGCUCCAAUCAGCAGUUGUAAAACAUUAUUCGAAACAGGCUAUUAAACAGAUGUAUGUUCUUAUUCUUGGCCUUGAUGUCUUGGGUAAUCCCUUCGGAUUCAUAAGAGGCUUGUCUGAAGGAGUAGAAGCAUUCUUCUAUGAACCAUACCAGGGAGCCAUCCAGGGUCCUGAGGAAUUUAUAGAAGGAAUGGCACUAGGACUUAAAGCACUAGUAGGGGGAGCUGUUGGUGGAUUAGCAGGUGCUGCCUCAAGAAUCACAGGUGCUAUGGCAAAAGGAGUAGCUGCAAUAACCAUGGAUGAGGAUUACCAGCAAAAAAGGAGAGAAGCUAUGAAUAAACAGCCCACUGGUCUGAGAGAGGGUAUCACUCGUGGUGGAAAAGGAUUAGUUUCUGGUUUUGUCAGUGGCAUAACAGGAAUAGUUACAAAACCAAUAAGAGGAGCUCAGGAAGAAGGAGCAGCUGGUUUUUUCAAAGGUGUCGGAAAAGGCUUAGUGGGAGCAGUAGCUAGGCCUACUGGUGGAAUCAUAGACAUGGCAAGCAGCACAUUUCAGGGUAUUAAAAAAGUUGCAGAUUCAUCAGAUGAUGUGAUAAGCCUGCGCCCACCUCGCUUCUUUGGUGAAGAUGGAGUUAUUAGACCUUACAGAUUAAGAGAUGGAACUGGAAGUCAAAUGUUACAGGUGAAGGAAAAAUGAGAGAUAGAUUGACAUACAUUUAAACUCAUCUUACAUUAAAAUAAAUAUUUUAGAAUUUCCCAUUUCCUAAAUUCCCAGUCUGCCCAUACCUAGUAACUCAAUAGUCAAGAAGUUUCAUUUAAUUUCUUAGGCGUAUGCCCACU
Messenger RNA from Pipra filicauda (Wire-tailed manakin), 9506 nucleotides. It is a transcript of the gene VPS13A, whose product is annotated as vacuolar protein sorting 13 homolog A. The record is from RefSeq and is a predicted model, not a curated record. The transcript has 69 exons. Bases 73 to 9363 code for a protein of 3096 amino acids. Gene Ontology annotation, cellular component: extrinsic component of membrane. NCBI's taxonomy places the organism in Eukaryota, Metazoa, Chordata, Aves, Passeriformes, Pipridae. Gene Ontology annotation, biological process: autophagy; protein retention in Golgi apparatus; protein targeting to vacuole.